Messenger RNA from Punica granatum (pomegranate), 1988 nucleotides. NCBI's taxonomy places the organism in Eukaryota, Viridiplantae, Streptophyta, Magnoliopsida, Myrtales, Lythraceae. The record is from RefSeq and is a predicted model, not a curated record.
UUAAUUUUUUCGAGAGAUUUUUUUUUCCUUCCAAAUUCCGCUGUCUGCUCUCUCUCUCUCUCUCUCUCUCUUCCCUUCCCCUUCGAGCUCAGUAAUGUCGUAAGAAACCCUCACCCUUCUAUCUCGGCAACCCAACCGGAUUUUUCCGACAGUCCACUGAUUGUCUUGACUGCCGGCUGCCCAAUUCGCCAUCCCCGGUUCCUCCUCUUCAGCUUCCUGUAAAUAUCACCGGAGCGGUUCCCGCAGGCACCUCCCUUCAAUCAGUCUUCACUGCUCAGCUUCAAAGCGCUGAAAGCACGUAGCUUUUCCAUCGCCGCACAAGCAGCAGGAGCAGCUUCUUCCCUUCCAUCUCGGCCGUCUCCCGGUUUUUCUAGCUUCUUUUUGCUUCAGGUCUUUGAAGGGACGCUUUGCUUCUUAUUAACUCGUCGAAAAAGAGUUUACUUGCACGCUUUCUGGAGGUUCUGCGGCUUCGUGGGAGAAAGCACUUCUAUGCUGAAAGUCACCGGAAUUUGAUCAUCUGGAGCUUCCUGCACUGCAACUGGACUGUUUUUGAGAAGGAGAUGUGGGCAGCCUGCAUUUUGCUGUAAUGAAGAACCCACAGGCCAAACAAGAAGUACAAUCUUCAAACCAAGCCUCGCAUGAUUCUCAAAGUGAUCCUCCCAAUAACCACACGACAGAGGCUCCAUUACCAGACUCCAGUUCAAUCUCAACAUCAAGCAAUGAAAACAAGAAAGUCUCACGCCAAGAUAUUGAACUUGUCCAAAAUCUAAUAGAGCGUUGUUUACAACUAUAUAUGAAUAAAGAUGAGGUGGUGAAAACUCUCUUGCAUCGGGCAAGGAUAGAUCCCGGGUUUACAACAUUAGUGUGGCAGAAGUUGGAAGAGGAAAAUGCUGAUUUUUUCAGGGCAUACUAUAUUAGGUUAAAAUUGAAAAAGCAAAUUCUCCUCUUCAACCACUUACUAGAGCAUCAGUAUCAUCUCAUGAAAUACCCAGUCCCUAAGGUUCCCUUGGCGCCUAUUCAGAAUGGAAUUCACCCCAUGCCCGUUAACAACUUACCCAUGGGAUACCCAGUCCUGCAGCAGCCUCCGAUGCCAGCACCAGGUCAACCUCAUCUCAAUCCCAUGCAAUGUGGAAUUUCGAGCUGUCAUGUGGUUAAUGGAGUUCCUGCUCCUACAAACUAUCAGCCCAUGCGCAUGAACUCUGGGAAUGAUGUGGGGAUGGACACAAGUACAGCUGAUGCAGCACCAGCAAUUCCACCAAGCAGUGCCAUGUCAUCGAUGUCUGAGAUGCCUGUGAGUCCGGCAUCAGUUGUAUCGAGCACCCACUUCCCCUUCUCAGCAUCUGAGAUAUCGGGAAUGGGAGUGGAUACAUCAGCACUCGACACAGCGUUUACAUCAGAUGUUGCAAGUUCUGUAGGAUUGCAGCUAGUGCACGAUGCUGGGCCUGGAAAUUCUAGAGAGUCCCUUAGAUCGCUAGAUCAGAUCCAGUGGAGUUUCAGUCUUUCAGAUCUGACUGCGGAUCUGUCGAACUUGGGAGAUUUAGGAGCCCUAGGAAACUAUCCUGGUUCGCCAUUUCUUCCUUCAGACUCAGAAAUUUUGCUCGAUUCUCCUGAGCAAGAGGAUAUAGUGGAAGAGUUCUUUGUCGAUUCCAUCCCGGGGCCACCGAAUUCUCAGUCAGAUGAAGAGAGGUCUUGAGACCGAGGUUAGGCCUGUUUCUUCUCUUUCAGAGUCGUUAGGAUAGCAUAGAGCUUAGGUUAAAGAAAUAAGCACGUCACCUUGUAACUGGCAAUUUAGGUCCUCUGCAUCGACAAAUACGAAGAUUUGCACUUCCAAAGUCUUAGUCUGAUACUAUGUUACCUCAAAUUGUAAACCAAUAUUUAUUCGUAUUAGGAGGAUGUUUUCUCUCUUUACUUGAUCAGUGCCAUGGAUAUUUGUAUUUUGAAGGUUUAAUUAUCUUUUUGCAAGUGACUUGGAAGAAUUCCGUGCUCUA